AUGACUUCUCUUGGCAAGCGAAACGAAGAAAGAACGCAUGAAGAAAAUCAAGAACGAGCUUAUAUUGCAGCUUCUCACCGUGGCGAUCGGAGUUUAGAAGCUCGUAUGGAAUCCGCUCGUAAAGCAUCUGAAAUACACAAAAAACGUACUGGGAAAGCACUCCGUAUUACUGAAGAUGAUGUUCGGAACGAGGAAAUGUACCAAGAGAUUGAUGAACCGGAAGAGACACGCGAACCGCGUCGACAUGGGGAGACUUCAAAGCGUCAGGGAGGGUCGACCAAGAAGUAA
Paraglomus occultum is the source of this 288-nucleotide messenger RNA. NCBI's taxonomy places the organism in Eukaryota, Fungi, Glomeromycota, Glomeromycetes, Paraglomerales, Paraglomeraceae. The record is from the annotation of a GenBank genome assembly.